Molecule: messenger RNA, 2187 nt
Organism: Lepidothrix coronata (blue-crowned manakin)
Lineage: Eukaryota; Metazoa; Chordata; Aves; Passeriformes; Pipridae
Gene: NMRK1
Product: nicotinamide riboside kinase 1
Exons: 8
Coding region: 331-969 (212 amino acids)
Cellular component (GO): cytoplasm
Source: RefSeq, a predicted model, not a curated record
ACACGGCAGGGGUGGGGCUGGGAGGUUUGAGGUGUCCGGUCCGGCGUCUGCGGGGGGCCUGAUCCCGAUCCCGAUCCCGAUCCCGAUCCCUAUCCCAGGCUGGAGCGCGGUGCGCGCAGGGCCGCCCCUUCUCGGAUGUACGCGCGCCUUGGGCAGCUCCGUAAUAGGACGUAAGAGGUGGGCUCUCCGCUCUGGACACCCUCCCAGUGUGGUUAAAGUUAAGUGCGAACCGCAGAGACUGAAGUGUUGCAGCUGCUGGGAGAGGUGCCGUCUGUGGCGACCGGCGCGCGGACCCCCGGGCCCCUCCGCCAGUCCCGGUGUGUGGGCUUGAUGCCUGGGAGAGACGCUCCCUGUCCGGCUGUGGUGGUGCCUAGAAGGAAGCACGCUUCAGUCCCCGUGCCCGCGAGUUUUGACCCGAAAAAAGGAAGAGCUGAAUAUGAAAGUAUUGGUUAUUGGCCUUGGAGGCCGGAGUCUGAAGUAGAAACAGAUGAACGUGGAUUUAAGCUAUAUGAUGCACUUGAUGCCCUCUAUAUGGAUGAAAUGGUGACAAAGAUUCACAACUGGAUAAAAAGCCCAGCAAGCUCAGGGGUUGUGACAGAAGAGCCACAGAGUGCAUGUGACAAUCAGAAAAAUGUUUAUAUUUUGAUUGUUGAAGGCUUUCUGCUUUACAAUUAUGAGCCACUUAAUGAACUUUGGAAUAGAAGAUAUUUUUUGACCCUUCCUUAUGAAGAGUGCAAAAGGAGAAGGAGCACCAGAGUCUAUGAGCCAGCAGAUACACCGGGAUACUUCGAUGGACACGUGUGGCCUAUGUAUCUGAAAUACAAAAAUGAAUUGGAAGAGAAUGCAAGUAUGCAAGUUGUUUAUUUGGAUGGAACAAAAUCCCAGGAGGAGCUUUUAUCCUAUGUGUAUAGUGAUAUAAUGCAGGAAUUAAACAAGCUGAGGGAAGAAAAUCAGCAGGUCACAGCAUGAUAAUGUAGAAAGCCUGGGUUCCAUUUGAUAUGAAUUGAAAACCCCAAGACUGUCAUAUUUGGCAAGCCACCCAACUGAGCAAAUGUUACGUGCACGACCAUAAUGCUAGUCCAUACAACACAAGUGUUUUUGUAGUAACUAUUAACUCUGUAAGUCUCAGAUAUUGUUUAGUAGGAUCAACAGUGCAUUCUUUAGAAUUCCUUUAAUCAGUCAUGCUUUGGCUUUAAAUCUCAUUGAUUGGGUACAUUUUAAAGAACAUAAAGAUUUUUAUCUACGUAACUAAACUAUAAAGAUGCAGUUCUGUUGGAUUAAUAAGCAUAUUUGAACAUGGAUGUUUGCAGUUUUAAAUGAUCAUAUAGGAAUGACAGUGAUUGCCUCUAAUAUUUUUAGGAGCUUAUAAUCACUGACAUAUACAUGGUUAGAAGAACUAACUGUGUAAUUUAAGAUUGAUUAAGUUGUUAUGCUGCUUUUUCAGUAACGGUAUACAUCAUAGCUGAACUUAGACUUGCUAAAUACCUCUCUGGUGUUUGCAAAGCAAUUUCUAUGUUGUGUAUUGUUUGGGGCAGUUGGGAAUGGGUAUUAAAAAUAUUAAAACAAACCUGAAGAGAAGUCAGAUUAUUGGAAAAAGAUGGGGGAAUACGAUGUCGUAGAGAAUGCAGAUGCAUCAUUAACAAAAUAUAAUGCAUAUAUUGUGCAGAUUGAUGAUUGGGUUGGCACAGACUACUAGACAAUAAAUGCAUGUUUCAGGGGGGAGGAAGGAAGAAGGAAUUCACAUUAGUAUUCAUAGCUCAAGUUGAAACUGAAAUAAUUAAAAUGUUCAGAAAGCAGAUAUGCUAAACAAAUGUGAAAGCUUUGUUAUAGAAUUUGUGUACAUACAUUUAGGUAAAUUAGGAAAUUGGGUAGUUGGGUCAUAUGUUGUUGCUGAAUAAUUUCUUAACUCUUAUAUUUGCUAUACAAUAUCUUACAUUUUUAUCAGUUGGAAUAAAAAUAAAGCUACAGACAUGAAAAGCAAAGGAUGGACUAUGUUACUAUAUGACAGCUGAACUGAUCAGUGAUUAAAAUGUAAUGCUUUAUUGUGACAGUAUUGAGUCAAUAUAUAAGAAAAAGGUGUUAUCAGGUUAGAGCUGUGUUUAGGUGCAUUUAAGACAAAGUGCUUCCAAAUAUAAUUUUCUAUUACUAUUAUUUUGUACUAAAAAUAUUUCAUGUUGCAUUUGCUCA